Messenger RNA from Closterium sp. NIES-67, 4919 nucleotides. The record is from the annotation of a GenBank genome assembly. Lineage: Eukaryota; Viridiplantae; Streptophyta; Zygnematophyceae; Desmidiales; Closteriaceae.
UGACCUUCCACCAUUGACCGAGCAAGCGAGCCCUUGGCUGCGAUUCAAUGGAGUAGUCACGUGUCCUUCCUUCCUCGCCGCCAUUUGUCACCCUACGCAGCACUGUCGAGUCUUCCCCCGCAGAAUUUCCGCAAUGACCGCCGCCAUUUCAGCGCCAUCCUCCAAACUUUCUUCUCGAGGCUGGACCUUUUCAACUACUGCCGCCUUGGCCUGCUGCUUCUCCGGCGCGCCCGCGGACCGUGACUGCGGGGAUCGCGGUGAAACGCCGUGUGCGGCGGCGCCAUCGUACGCAACCGUGGUUGUGUGCGAUUCUUUGACGCGUGACGGCGUCCGCGAUAAAAGCAGCAUCGCGUGUGCCGCAUUCUCAGAGAGUGAAGUCGUCAGUGCAAAUGGCACUCACAAAUUCCGGGGCGCGAGCCCUGAGGCUGCGAGUGGCAAGGGCGCUACUGGUGGGCGAUCUGCGUGUCAUGGGGGCGCGGGGGACAGCGGCACUGCGGAAGCCCGGUCGGGAGAGCCCGCCGGUGGGCACAGAAAGCCGUGGCUCUCCCGCGUGCUUUGCGGGAUCCGCCGCAACCCUCGUCGGCAGUCAGGCGACGGGCAGCGAGACGCCGAGAUAGCCCGGGGGGUGGAGGGGGGGGGCGGGGAGGCAGCGCUCGCCCCAGGCGAGGCGCGGGACGUGUGGGAGGCGGCGGAGACCGGCGGGCUGAGCGCGUGGAUGGGGCCCGCCGUGGCGGCGGCAAACGCGGCGACGGCUGCGCUGGGGGACCUUGUUAUGGGCAGCAGUCGCUUCUGCUUCCCGUCCCACCGGGGCUUCCCCACCCGCACCUUAAGCCGCACGCGCAGUGGCGGCCACGAUGCCGCCGCGACUAGCGGGCUUCUCGGGCGGAGCGGGGGGAGCUGCUCGGGGAGGAGCGCGAGCGUGCAGCAGAGCGCGGAUGGUGACGGGCAUGGUGGCGCAAGCGAAGGGGGGGCCUCGCAGGCAGACGCAUGGGAGAAGAGCGAGAGGCACGGCGCGGCGGCGUGGCAGGAAAGCGGAGCGAGUGUGGACGAGCCGUCGGGGCCUCAAGUGCUCUCGCUGGCGCCUGAUACUAACGACGGCAGCGCGAACGGCGGGGGCCUGGUGGGCGGGGAAGCGGUGAUUGUGGCGGAAGCGGAAGAGCGCAUCGUGGGGCAGAAGUCCGACGCUGACGCGCGCGCGGAUGCGGAUGCGGAUGCGCGGGGAGCAACUCAGAUGGGCGUAGACCUGCAGCCGGCGGGCGGGCACGGCGAAUGGCCAUGGGGCGCGGGGAAAUGCGGAGAUGAGGGGAGCGACCCGGUAGCGGGUUCAGAGAAGCGAUUGCUUGCGCGAGAGCUGAAAGGUGAUGGGGGGGGUGCGGAGGGCGGUAAGGCGGGCAAAAACGGGUUCUCAGCAGGUGCAGGUGGGGGCAGUGCUGCUGGCGGGGCUACUGGCAGCGGCGCGAGGCUGGCAGGCAAGCCUGUGAACCGCGCGUGGCACCACAGGGGCACGUCGGAGGGCGAGGGGGCGGGCGCGCGCCCCUCCUCCAGCAGUGGUGCCGUCAACGCGUCCCCCAUGCCUCCCCUGCCGCCCCGGCCCCAGUCGUCCGCAGCUGUUAGGGAUGGGAAGGGCGGAGCGGAGGGGGCUCGGCAGGUGCAGGGCGGGGGAGAUGUACAGGUGCUGCGCAUGGACUGGGGCUGCGGCGGAGAGGCGGUGGGGGUGGUGCGACACGGGCGACAGCAGCGCAGGCAGCUGCAGGCGCAGCAGGAGAAGGAGGAGGGGGAGGGGGAGCACGUGGAGCAGAGUGAGGAGUUGCACACGGUGCAUGAGGGCGCGGCAGACUCUCACCGCAUCGGCGCAGCAUUGGAGAGUGGCGCUGGCAGCGGGCGAACUUCUAGAGGGGACGGCAGGGAAUCGUGUGUGCGGCAUGCUCGCUCGCGCUCCAUGGCGCCUGCACUGCCGUCGUCGUCCACGCUCGUGCACAUCCACUCGUUCCAGCAGCGCGUCCGCAUGUUCACCCACUCCUCCACCUCCUCUGCUUCCCCCACUGCCCGGCCUCCCCCCCCGCUCCCUGCCACCGCCGCCUCACUGUCGGCAGACCGCACUUGCAUGCGCACGGCCAGUGCUCCCCUGGCCGCUGUAGGGUGGCCAGGGCACGCAGCGGAGGCAGGAGCACCCAUGCUGCAGCCAGCAGUGCCAGUGCAGCUGCUGCAGCGACCCCGUUCCGCUGGGGGACGCACCACCCACUGCAGCUGCCUCAGCUGCAGCGCGGGCAACAGUGCUGCCCUGCACCAUAGCACUGCCUCCCUUGGUAGCUGCACGCGCGACCGAAGCAGCGACAGCUGCGGGCUGCUGAGCGAGCCAUGGGGCAGCGAUACACAGCAACCACUACAGCCUGCACCACCAAUGCCUGCCCCCCCUGCUCUUGAUCCUGGCGUUGACACCCUGGUGCCCCUGGCCCCUCUGUCUCCCGCGCUCGCCAGGAGUGGAGUGCAUCGCGCUGUUAACACGGGCACGGGUCGCAGCUCUGUAGCAAGGAGCAGCAGCGGGAGUGGUUCCGUCAGAGUUGCGCGCCGAUUCGCGGACACGGACGGGCACAGCACCAACUCCCCAACCACCUUCCAUGAGUCUCCUGGCCCCUCCAACCGCAGCCCCAUGCGACCCCCCCGCUCGCCCAUCCCCUGGGAACAGCCCAGUGCCACCAUGGGAGCAGCCGGCCCUGGAAGAGGGGGGCCAAUGCAGUCAGCUUUGGGACGGCAGGGCAGGCAGGGGGCGAGGAAGAUGAGGCGGUGGGCGAGUGAGGACUUCAGGGAUGCCAUGGGGGUGGGGCAGUCGCCAGGGGGUGCGAGGCAGGGAGGGGAAGGGGAGGAAGGGAGUGGGAGUGAGCAAGGGGCAGGCACGAUCAGAGGUACUGCCCCGUGGGCUAGCAGAGGUCAGAUCGUGGGCAAUGGGGGAGAGUCGGUGCAGCAGUUUGAGUGGAUGGGGGAGGAGCGGGGGUCAAGGUGGGCAUCUGAGGCGGCUGGGUCUCCCAUGGCCAGUGGUGAUGAGACUAGGGAGCAGACGGGCAGAGAGCAUGAGAGGAGGAUGAGGAGGAGGGGAAUGGGGCAGGGAGCAUGGAGAGAGAGGGCACCAGGGGCGGUAAGUGGUUGGGAGGAGCUGGAGUUUAGCAGUGCUGGGAGUGGGAAUUGUGACAGUGGGGGGGGCAGUGGCCAUGCGAGAGUAGGGGCAGGCCCUCAGGUUCAGGGCAGCAGGAGGCUGCAGAAGCACAGGUCAGCGCCCAUCAAGAGCUUAGAGCAUGUGCUGGUGGGUAAGGGGGCCGGAGGAGACUGUGGAGAUAGCAUGAACAUGAGUGUGAGGGUGGAUGUUGGUGCUGGGUUGAUGGAUGAUGCAGAUAUGGAGUUCAUGAGCAGCCAUUGGCCGCUGCCUGCACUGCAAGGGCGGGCUAGCCCACGUGUCUCCGUGACACAUAAAGGUUUUUGAUUUUCUGUUGGUGUUGUAAGUUUGAUGGUAUUCUUAUAUAUUAACUAUUUUAGCGACGCUGCAAGCUGUUGGGAUGACAUAUUUUCCUGGGGAGUAAUUAAAGGUAGCCCGACCCGAACUCCAUAGAUCUCCUGGCUCUCAAGGCCCCCGGCAUGUUGCACCUCCCAGUUGCAGAAAGUUAGUUGGUUAGGAUGGAGCGUGUAGUGCUGUCGGGUGCGACGCUCGCGUCGUUAGUGCAUGGACUGGCUGCUGGAGAGACCGAUGGCUUGCUCCUUGGCCACCUGGAGCAACGCAGCACAGCUGUUUACUCUGACGCGCAAGGGGACGAUGGGCAAGUCUCGCGCAAUGAUUUCUGUAUAGUCGUCACUGGAUUUCGCUCGACUGGCCGCCUCUUAAGCUUCUACGACGGAACGGGUACUGUCGACGUCAAUCGAGUGCAGCUGCUUCUGGACACCCCGGAGAGUGAGAGACUUACAGCCGCUAGCGAAGAACGACGGAAGGCAAAUAUUUCCGCCUCUACCAAUACCUUAGGUACCUGGGCUGGGUCUCACGAGUGUGUCGUUGGCUGGUUUGUCCGACGUGCCAAUUCACCCCUUCAGCCGUCCAUGCGAGAGGCUGCGGUGACCGCACAGCUUGACGAGCUGCGUCAAGCGCUGCAGUCUGGAGAUAACCAACGGCAGCAGGUAUCAGACAUGCGAAAUAAAGAGGAUCGCGGGGGUCAAGGAGCAGCUGAUUACAGCGACGCUGGCAUGCACCCACAACGCGACUGGGGGAAAUCGAUCAAGCUUCCAGACGUGUCUAUGAAGACUUGGUUUAGCACUUCAACCCGCCCUAUCCUGUGCAUCUUCAACUCGCAGUGGGAUUCUACCAGAUCCAAGCAUACUCUGCACUACCUUGCCUACGCUCUUUCUCAGGAGUUUUCUCCGACUUCCUCUCUCUCCGCCUCUGUUUCAAACACUCUUUCGCUUCUGCCACUCCCAGUUUCGGUGGCAAACCUAGGACUUGCCCAUCGCCCCUCCUUCCCCACCUUCCUUUCCAUGGCCCUGCCUCCCAUACAACCGUACACCUCAAGUAUUGACGUAGCUUCCACAGCCAAUGACUGCAACGUUCAGCAGCUACAGUGGGAGGAGUUGCAGCAUACGGGUAGAGAGCAGGUGGCUGCACUUGAAGGUGCAUUUGAAGGGUUGCUGUCAAGGCUCGAAGCCAGUGCAGCAGCGGCUGCAGAUAGUGCUCUCGCACUGGUGUUGGAGAGGUAGGUUGGUACUUCUUCUGCUUAGAGGCAAAAGUACUCGCUUGUUUGUGGGGGUGAUUCUUGCAUGAAUGCAACUCGACACAACUGUUUUAGUCGUCAAUGUACAUACCCCUGCCAUUGGUGACAAUUUCUGCCUGAGGUUCUCCCCUUAGUGUCUCUCUCAUGCUAUCUGUUGGGCUGAGAAAAGCCCUU